Messenger RNA from Phaeoacremonium minimum UCRPA7, 1878 nucleotides. RefSeq names its product putative major facilitator superfamily transporter protein. NCBI's taxonomy places the organism in Eukaryota, Fungi, Ascomycota, Sordariomycetes, Togniniales, Togniniaceae. The transcript is spliced from 4 exons. The record is from RefSeq and is a predicted model, not a curated record. Gene Ontology annotation, biological process: transmembrane transport. Gene Ontology annotation, molecular function: transmembrane transporter activity. The coding region runs from base 1 to 1878 and encodes 625 amino acids. Gene Ontology annotation, cellular component: membrane.
AUGGCAGGCGAACCUGUGCGCCGCUCCGGCAGCACGGACAUCCGCAGCAACUACUCGCUUGACACGCGCGGCGACGACGAAGAUCUCGACGUGCGCGAUGCGACGGAGACGACCGGAUUGCUAGGCGCUGGCGCCGAGAGUGGUCACGGGGCCCCGGAGGUGGAAGGUGAUAGCCUCCCGCGGAAGGACAGCUGGGAGGGCUCCGCGGAUUUUGACGGCCUCCCGUGGUGGCGGCGGCCAUCUGCUGUUGAAAAGAUCUACUGGCUUGUGGGCCCAUAUGCGCUCUUCACUUUGGCGUAUGGAGGCUCCCUCGUCCCGAAACUUAAUCUAAUUAUUGACCUCAUCUGCAAGAAGUAUUUCAGAGAGCAGGCAUCUGUUGAUCCCAACUUCACCUUCUUGCCGGUCAUUGUAGGAGGUGACAACCCACAAUGUACCAUUCCAGCUGUGCAAAAGCACGUUGCAACCUUCAUGCUAGGCAUCAGUGUCAUCGUUGGCAUCCUGAGCGCAUUUACCGCUCCGAAGCUGGGCGCUCUCUCGGAUCGCUAUGGCAGAAAACGCCUGCUUGCCCUAACAUCAUUCGGCGGUCUCAUAGGCGAGGGCGUAAUGAUCCUGGCUGGCAUGUUCCCAGAAGUCAUCGACUACAGGUGGCUUAUAGUCGGAGCCAUCUUCGACGGCCUGUCGGGCUCCUUCACGGCGGGAAGCGUGCUAGGACACUCAUAUACCAGCGACUGCACGCCUCCUUCCAAGCGCGGCGUGGCUAUCGGCUAUCUGCACUCGUGCCUGUUCUCAGGUCUUGCAUUCGGCCCACUCCUCGCUGGCUACUUCGUCAAGUGGACGGGCUCGCUGUUGUCUAUUUUCUACGUAACGUUCGCGUGCCACGCCAUCUUCAUCCUGUUCAUCCUCUUCGUAUUGCCAGAAUCGCUGUCCAAGAAGCGGCAGCUUCUGGCCCGCGAGAAGCAUGCCUUGAAGCAAGACAGGAAGGACCAGAACAUGCAGGAGUGGGCUUCAUCCAUCGAAACCUCCGUCCCUGGACCAUUGCAGAAGAUCGCACCCGAAAUUACGAAGCUUUUCGCAACUAUUCGGCAUUCGCAUCCGUUCGAGCCCCUGAAGAUCCUCUUCCCCAAAGGACCAGGAGCCGGUCCUGUCCGCCGAAACUUGUGCCUUCUGGCGCUCAUCGAUAUGAUUAUUCUCGGCGCGGCCAUGAGCUCAGGACAGGUGACACUGCUGUACACUGAGUUCAUGUUCCACUGGGGCAAUUUCGAGACGUCCGCCUUCAUGUCCUUGAUCUCCAUGGUGCGCGUUUUCGUUCUCAUGGGCAUCCUACCCAUCCUCAACUACUUCUUCCGGGUCCGACCUCAGGCUCGCCGGCGCCGGGAAUCCGGUUUCAUCGUCGAGAAGAACGCAGGAGCCGACCAGCUCGACUGCUGGGUGCUUCGCGUCGCCAUCGUGUCCGACGUCGUCGGAAUCUGCGGCUACACCCUUGCGCGGAGUCCUCCUGUCUUUGUUCUCUGCGGUAUUGUAACGGCCUUUGGAGGACUGGGCUCAGCGACAAUUCAGGCCGCUCUGUCCAAGCACGUCUCCUCCGAACGAGUUGGCGAGCUGCUCGGCGCUAUCGGACUGCUGCAUGCGCUGUCUAGAAUUAUAGCGCCUGUCAUAUUCAACGGACUCUAUGCAGCAACAGUGGAGAGCUUUCCGCAGGCGAUCUUCGUUUUGAUGACUGCGUUGUUCGUCGUUGUUCUUGUACUGUCGAUGUUCAUCAGACCUCAUUUAUAUCUAGCAGAGACAGAGGAGGGACCCAUCCCUGUUCGAAGGGCCGUAUCGCGUCACCAGAGUGAGGAGUCCGUUCUUACCGAAGAGGAAGUCGUCCCGCGGAUUUAG